Propithecus coquereli (Coquerel's sifaka) is the source of this 1881-nucleotide messenger RNA. RefSeq names its product coiled-coil domain containing 93 (gene CCDC93). The transcript has 20 exons. Lineage: Eukaryota; Metazoa; Chordata; Mammalia; Primates; Indriidae. The record is from RefSeq and is a predicted model, not a curated record. Gene Ontology annotation, biological process: Golgi to plasma membrane transport.
UGAAACGAGCUAUAGAAACAAAAGAAGAAAUGGGCGACUACAUCCGUUCCUACUCUAUAUCCCAGUUCCAGAAAACCUACAGUCUCCCUGAGGAUGAUGACUUCAUAAAGAGAAAAGAAAAGGCCAUCAAGACAGUUAUUGAUCUCUCAGAUGUUUACAAGCCUCGCCGGAAAUACAAACGCCAACAGGGAGCAGAGGAGCUGCUUGAUGAAGAAUCUCGAGUCCAUGCUACACUUUUGGAAUAUGGCAGGAGAUACGGAUUUAGCCGCCAGAGCAAAACAGAGAAGGCUGAGGACAAGAAAGCAGCACUUCCCACGGGGCUGUCAGCUGCAGAAAAAGCUGAUGCCCAUGAAGAAGAUGAGCUUCGAGCAGCUGAAGAGCAGCGUAUUCAGUCGCUGAUGACCAAGAUGACCGCCAUGGCAAAAGAGGAGAGCCGUCUCACCGCAAGCUCCGUGGGCCAGAUCGUGGGACUCUGCUCUGCCGAGAUCAAGCAGAUUGUGUCCGAGUAUGCAGAGAAGCAGUCUGAACUUUCAGCCGAAGAAAGUCCAGAAAAAUUAGGAACCUCCCAGCUACAUCACCGGAAAGUUACUUCCUUAAACAAGCAGAUUAUGCAGAAGACCAAACAUCUCGAAGAGCUGCAAGCAAGUCAUACCAACCUGCAAGCCAGAUAUAAUGAAGCAAAGAAAACACUGACAGAGCUGAAGAGUUAUAGUGAGAAACUGGACAAAGAGCAAGCAGCCCUUGAGAAGAUAGAAUCCAAAGCUGAUCCAAGUAUUCUGCAGAACUUGAGAGCACUUGUAGCCAUGAAUGAAAAUCUGAAAAGUCAGGAACAGGAGUUUAAAGCACAUUGUCGAGUAAGUGUUGUUUAGCAUCAGCAAACAAACCAGGACUCUUAUAAAUCUCUUGGUGCUCAGGGAGGAGAAGAGCUUACCCCCUCCAGUGGAGAGCCACAUAGUGCCCUGACCUCCGUGAUGACUCAUGAGGAAGACCUAGACAGACGGUAUAAUGUGGAGAAAGAGAAACUCUACAAGAUUCGUUUACUACAGGCUCGAAGAAAUCGAGAAAUAGCAAUUUUGCACCGCAAGAUUGAUGAAGUGCCCAGCCGAGCCGAGUUAAUACAAUAUCAGAAGAGAUUUAUUGAACUCUACCGCCAGAUUUCAGCCGUGCACAAAGAAACCAAGCAGUUCUUCACUUUAUAUAAUACCCUGGACGAUAAAAAGGUUUAUUUGGAAAAAGAGAUUAGCCUGCUGAACUCAAUUCAUGAGAACUUCUCACAAGCCAUGUCCUCCCCUGCUUCCCGGGACCAGUUUUUACGUCAGAUGGAACAGAUUGUAGAAGGAAUUAAGCAAAGUAGAAUGAAGAUGGAAAAGAAGAAGCAAGAGAACAAAAUGAGAAGAGACCAUUUGAACGACCAGUACUUGGAACUGUUAGAAAAACAGAGGCUAUACUUUAAGACUGUGAAAGAGUUCAAGGAGGAGGGCCGCAAGAACGAGGUGCUGUUGUCCAAGGUGAAAGCCAAGGCCUCCUGAACAUCCGCAGCCAUCUUUGUAUGUCAUUGAUUUUUGUUUUUUAAAUACCAUGUAUCUACUACAAGAUCAUGAAAUGGUCCUGAAAGCGACAGUAGAGAGAUGCAGGUGUAAUGAUUUCAAGACCCUUUAUGUUUUCUUUCUCUUUGCUUCCAUUUCAUCUCUGUGUUGGCUGCUGUUGAUGGAAUCAGACGGUGUAAACACUGGCUUUGAUAACACCCAUCAUCUCUGAAGAAAUAUGGGCAGAACUUGUUCUCUGUGUUGAUUCAACUUUCAUUUCUCCAGUAACGUUGCACUUAUGAGGUACCUGUACUUGUAUGGACGCUGAAUAAAGAAAAAUUCAUUUGUUUAGCAA